CUAACAUGCCAAUAUCUGAGCCACCUCCUGAUACAGGCAGGUAUGAGCAGCUAACAUCAGCCAGUCUGCUAAUUUCUGUCGUUGGAACUUCCAUGUAUCAUAUUGCUUCAAAACCAGCAUAGCCACUUUGUGAGAAGUUCGACAUCGACAAACCAGAAAUGACUUCACAAAUCCGCCAAAACUUCCACCAGGACUGCGAGGCUGCUAUCAACAGACAGAUAAACCUGGAGCUCUAUGCCUCCUAUGUUUAUCUCUCUAUGGCAUACUAUUUUGAUAGGGAUGAUAAAUCCCUACCAAAUUUUGCAAAGUUCUUUCACGCGCAGUCUAAAGAGGAGCGCAGUCAUGCAGAGAAGAUGAUGAGCCUGCAGAACAAACGGGGAGGUAGAAUUUUCCUGCAGGACAUUAGGAAACCUGAUAGAGAUGAGUGGGGGAGUGGCCUGGAGGCUUUGGAGUGCGCCUUACAGCUGGAGAAAAGUGUAAACCAAUCCCUGCUGGACCUGCAGAAAAUGGCGACUGAGCACAGCGAUCCUCAUAUGUGUGACUUCAUAGAAACACAUUUCCUGGAUGAGCAAGUCAAAUCUAUCAAAGAGCUCGCUGACUUGAUAUCCAACCUGCGCCGCAUGGGAGCCCCUCAGAAUGGCAUGGCUGAGUACCUCUUUGACAAACACACCAUGGUUGACGAGGGUAGUUAAACUACUGUGACACUGAUGACCAUCCCGGUCACCGCUGCAUGCCAGCUCGCCCCUUGUCCUUAACAUGUACUGCAUAUAAUACAGAUAGCGCUGCUUUAUUUAUGUUUGUUGGCUGUCGAUCAACUGCAGUUUGCAAAAGGCUUCAAUAACUCUAAACUGACCUCACCUAGAAAUAAAGACUGAGCAAAUCUAAUUCAUGACA
Molecule: messenger RNA, 894 nt
Organism: Micropterus salmoides (largemouth bass)
Lineage: Eukaryota; Metazoa; Chordata; Actinopteri; Centrarchiformes; Centrarchidae
Gene: fth1b
Product: ferritin, heavy polypeptide 1b
Exons: 5
Coding region: 159-692 (177 amino acids)
Biological process (GO): iron ion transport; intracellular iron ion homeostasis
Cellular component (GO): cytoplasm
Molecular function (GO): ferrous iron binding; ferric iron binding
Source: RefSeq, a predicted model, not a curated record